Myotis daubentonii (Daubenton's bat) is the source of this 2327-nucleotide messenger RNA. It is a transcript of the gene LAMP1, whose product is annotated as lysosome associated membrane protein 1. The record is from RefSeq and is a predicted model, not a curated record. Gene Ontology annotation, biological process: establishment of protein localization to organelle. NCBI's taxonomy places the organism in Eukaryota, Metazoa, Chordata, Mammalia, Chiroptera, Vespertilionidae. Gene Ontology annotation, cellular component: lysosomal membrane; late endosome membrane; plasma membrane.
CUCUUUUCUGCCGCGAGCACCGCUGCUGCUGGGCCUCUGGACCGAGGGAUCUGCCGCUCUUACGCCGGCCCCCAGCGCUUUCCCCAGCGCCCAUCCUCCGGCGGCCCCACCACCCGACCCCUCGGGGCUCCCGAUCCCGUGGUCCUGGUGCCCAUGGCGGCCCCCGGUGGCGCCCGGCGGCAGCCGCUGCUCCUGCUGUUACUCGCAGGCCUUGUGUAUGGUGCAUCAGCAGUGUUCUUUGAGGUGAAGGAUGGCAACGGGACAACUUGUAUAAUGGCCAACUUCUCUGCUGACUUCUUGACCAGCUAUAAUACCCAGAGUGGCUCUAAGAAUUCGACCUUCAAACUGCCACCUAAUGCAGAAGCAUUAAAUAGCAGCUCCUGUGGUAAAGAGAAUGCUUCUAACCCCAGUCUCAUCAUUGCUUUUGGAAACGGACAUACACUGACCCUCAACUUCACGAGAAAUACUACACGUUACAGUGUCCAGAUGAUGCGUUUUGUUUAUAACUUGUCAGACACACAGGUUUUCCCCAAUGCAAGCUCCCAGGGACCCAAGACUGCAGAAUCCAUACCUGACAUCACGGCAGACAUAAAUAAAAAAUACAGAUGUGUGAGCAGCAACCAGAUCCACAUGAAUAAUGUCACUGUCACGUUCAUUGAUGCCACCAUCCAGGCAUACCUUUCAAAUGAUAACUUCAGCAAGGAAGAGACGCACUGUAUCCAAGAUGAACCUUCUCCAACAAUGUCACCAACAUCUGCCCACCCCUCAUCAUCCCCUCCCCACCCUUCACCAACAUCUGCCCACCCCUCGUCAUCCCCUCCCCACCCUUCUCCUCCCCACCCUACCCCUCCUCACCCUUCACCAACCCCUCCCCACCCUUCACCGUCCCCAGUGCCUGAGAGCCCCUCAGUGCACAAGUACAACGUGAGUGGUACCAACGGAACCUGUCUGCUUGCCAACAUGGGGCUGCAGCUAAAUGUCACCUACAAGAAGAAGGACGACAAGACUGUGACCAGAGUAUUCAACAUUAACCCAAACAACACCAAAGUUGGUGGGAGCUGCACUACCCAGCAGGUGACCCUAGAGCUCCAGAGUGAGACCAGCACUUUCCUAGCCUUCCAGUUUGGAAAGAAUGCGAGUUCCAGCCGUUUUUUCCUGAAAGAAAUCCAGUUGAACAUGACUCUUCCUGACGCCAAAGUGCCCACCUUCCAGGCCUCCAAUAGCUCGCUGAGAGCACUUCAGGCCACUGUGGGGAAUUCCUACAAGUGCAACGCCGAGGAGCACAUUUGGGUCACAGAGGCCUUUUCUGUCAACAUUUUCAAAGUGUGGGUCCAGGCUUUCCAGGUAGAAGGUGACAAGUUUGGGUCUGUGGAAGAAUGUCAGCUGGAUGAGAAUAACAUGCUGAUCCCCAUCGCCGUGGGCGGUGCCCUGGCAGGGCUGGUCCUCAUCGUCCUCAUCGCCUACCUCAUCGGCAGGAAGAGGAGCCAUGCUGGCUACCAGACGAUUUAGCCCGGCCGCAGACCAGCAGAAGCUGCAGGGCUCUCUGUUCAUUUCCCUGAGCUUAGGUUGAUGUUGAGGGAGGCACACUUUAUUGCAAACUGAUUUUCAGAUCUGCUUUAUCCAAUGUGAAGUUCAUCUUGCAACAUUUACUAUGCACAAAGAGUAACUAUUGCAAUGACGGUGUUAAUUUUGCUAACGGGGUUAAAUAUUUUGCUAACUGGUUAAACGUUAAUAUUUACCAAAGUAGAUCUUUAAAGGGGGGAGGGUAAGAGUGCUUUUUUAAAUGGGCACUGGCUCCACUAUCAUUUGACUUUUUAAGGUUCUGGUGUUUAGUUUCUCUUCAUUCUUGAUUCAGAUAUAAGCCUUACAAAGGGAGGUUCUCUGGUCUUAACACUUACAACUGAUGAAGGCUGGCUAACUGUUAGACUGACACAGUUCAUAAAUUAGUAGACAGAAGUACUUCAGAAGAGGAAACUCUGGAAUGCUUAAAUUAAGCUUUAGAAGCCAAGACAGGCCUGGCCCCCACAGGCUGCAUAGCUGAGCAUUAAAGCGAUUGGUCUUUCCAUGCUCUGUCACUCAAGAGCUGGCACUUUUUUAACUAGAAAAAUGGGUGUUAUUUUUACUUACUUUUUUUUUUUUUUUUUUUUUUUUGUAAAGUGAUUUUCAAUCUUCUGUUUGAGGUUCAGGGUGAUCCUGUGUCUGCACUUGUGUACAAUAAUCGGUUCCACUCUCUGAUUUAUCCGCUUGCAGCUCGGGUGGGCUGUGCACUGAGGAUCCCUUCAUUUAUUGCAUUGCUGUAACAAUGCUAAUAAAAUGUCUCUUUCUUU